AUGUCCUCGCACAGUCGCUACAACCAAGACAGAGCCCCUUCGCGCUCGAGAAGCCAGAGUCGUGGUCGUCACCAAGGCGAUCGUUACAACGACCGUCAGGACCGUGGCGGAUAUAGCGACCGCAGCGCCAGAGCUGACCGUGGCGGAUACCCGGACAGAGGCGACCGCUAUGACGACCGAAGCCGUGGCGACCGCAGCGACCGAUAUGAUGACCGAAGCCGCGGCGACCGCUAUGCUGACCGCAGUGACCGAUAUGAUGACCGAAGCCGCGGCGAUCGCUAUGACGACCGCAGCCGUGGCGACCGCCACGCCCCCCGAGGCGAUCGCUACGACGACCGGGAUCGGGACCGUGGUCGAGACCACUCCGAGCGCUCAGCCGCUGCCAGCGGCAAGUGGGCUGCUGCUGCCCAGGCCGCCGAGAGUGGUAGCACUGGCUACCGCAACUGGGAGACCGUCGACGACGAACCCGAGGAUUACAACUCAUCUGAAUGGCUCACGCGCAAGACCAAGAAGGUCCAGGACGACUCCCUCCAGUCGUCGCGUCGGGCUCUGCAGCGUCUGCGCGAGGCCGAGCAAGUUGCUGAGCAGAACCUGUCGACCAUCGACAUGCAAGGAGAACAACUGGACCGGAUAGAGCGCCGACUCGAUGAAACGGCCGACGUGGCCAAAAUUGCGGACAGCAAGGCCACUCAUCUGCAAGCCCUCAACCGCUUCUUCCUGAUCCCCACCUUUGGCCUCGGCAAGAAAACCAAACAAAGAGAAGAUCAGCUCAAGAGCGAGCAAGAAGAGCGCAUCACCCAGGAAGAGUCCCGCCGCCAGGAUCGCGAUGCUGCCCGCCAGGAUCGCGAUCGCAUGCGUCGGGAACAGAUGGAGCGCACCUACCAGCGCGGAGACUCGGACCGCUCUUAUUCGACCCCGAGUGGCUGGGACCGCGACGAGAAGGAGGAGGAGAUCGACGACAACUUGGAUCAGAUGUCAUCGGGCCUGGCUCGCCUUCGUAUGAUGGCAACUACCAUGGGUGACGAGCUCACAUCGCAAACCGACAAGCUCGUGCGUGUUCAAGACAAGACCGACCAGCUCAACGACCGCGUCACCAAUACCACCCGCAAGGUCGAGGGUAUGCUCGACAAGAAGAAGGGUCGCAAGUGA
Messenger RNA from Polychytrium aggregatum, 1149 nucleotides. RefSeq lists its product as uncharacterized. Gene Ontology annotation, cellular component: plasma membrane; SNARE complex. The record is from RefSeq and is a predicted model, not a curated record. Gene Ontology annotation, molecular function: syntaxin binding; SNAP receptor activity. Bases 1 to 1149 code for a protein of 382 amino acids. The transcript has 2 exons. Gene Ontology annotation, biological process: vesicle fusion; exocytosis. Lineage: Eukaryota; Fungi; Chytridiomycota; Chytridiomycetes; Polychytriales.